AUGAUCACAAGGGAGCACCCCGAAAAAAGGGAAAAGGGCCCCAAGGAUCCUGCCUACACAGAAAGAAAGAAAAAAAAAAGGAGAAAAAAGUUCAACUACCAAGGAUGUAAGUAUCCAAACGAUUUAAAAAGUAGCCUCUACAACAUGUGCCUCAAUUUUGCAUACAGUGACAUCUAUCAAGACUACAUAAACAGAUUAAGUGUAAAUUGCCACAACAAUUGCGAUUAUGACCAAAUAAGGAGAAGCACUUUUAUACCUAGAGAGGAUUUUUUCAAGUAUUAUAAUUUCCCUUUUUACGACAACAACUUUGAGUUAGAAUCAGAACAAUCCUAUGAGGAUGAAAUUUGGGACGAUUCCGAUGAUCAUGUUAGUGGUUUGGAGGAGGUGGGGAAGUACGCUUUGGAGAGAUACGAUGCUUUGGGGUAUAAAUCCAGGACUAGUCGAAUAAAGAAUCUCAUACUUGGGGUGCCCGAUCAUAAAGGGGUUAUCCUAUCAAGGGGGAAAGGCUACCAUGGGGGGGACGGUGGUGGUGAUACUGUUUACCGAGGAAACCACGACGAUGACGCAGGAUCAAAAUCGUACGCCUCCCAACUCUUCCGAAUUAUCAGUCAAAGGAAAAAUUGCCAAUUGGUGAGUGACAACUACCGCAGCAGUGGCGAUAGGAGGGUGGGAAAAUUCCACAGGAGUCAAGAAAUGUUAAGCGAAUCGAUCAAAGGGGACACCAUCGGAGGGGAGAAAAGGGGGUGCCUCGAAAAAGUGAAGAGUCAAGUUCUCUCCUUUUGGAAGAAACUGUAUGACUCCAGGGAUCCCUCCUUCAUGGCCAGUUUGAACCUUUACUUUUUAAACUACCACGAUAUUGAUAAGAAAAAAAUAAAGAACGCUUAUAAUGAGGACUACAUAUGCAUGGUGCAGAAUUUGGCGGAGGCGCAAGGGGACCCCCUCGUUGAAAGAUAUUACAAGGGCGUCCACAUGGUGAAGAAGGAAGAAGUGAAGUAUCGCCAGAGGUACCUCCAAAGGGGCGCACACACCACACGGAGGGAGGAUCACUUCAAAGAAGAAAACCAAAUGCACGGACAGAUGAGGCAAAGUGUGGACGAAUUGGCAGAUGCGAAACAGGAGAAGUGGUCUCAAAGUAGCCAAAAAGGAGAAAACGAAAUCGGUAGCGCACUCUCUAAUCGGUUCAGUGAACAGUGCGGGAUGGAGCUCAAAGAGAAUAGAAAUGGAAGAAGAGUCGACAAAAAAGUGCGAUUAAGCGGAAAUUGGGAUAAAACCCCAGACGAGGAAGAGGAAGGAGCCAAUUCGAGAGAGCCCAAACGAAGUGCCAGCAAACACAUGAAACGACUCUGUUCAGAAGAAAUUGAGAUAUAUUUUAAAAAAGUUCUAAAAAACGAAAUUAUAAGUUUUAAUCAAAAAAGGAUUAAUAAGCGAGACAGAUGGACUUCGCUGUGUCAGUUUGUUUGCUCCUGCAUAGGUGCGUCGCUAACCGCGCAAUGCUACUUAGACUUGCCGCGAAUGACCUCGUCCCUUGAUUAUGCUCUUCUGCUGUUUCUGCUCCUGUUCUGCUACCUAUGUAUCGGUUUGCCGAUUCUUCAAAUGGAAUAUACCCUUGGUCAACUAUCGCAAGGGUGCAUAAUCAAUGGCUUAAGUUUCUUAAAAAAAAAGUACAGAGGAGUCGCAAUCUCUUCAAUGAUCAUAUCUUUUUGUAUACUAUCGAGAAGUGCUCAUGACACGGUGGACACUGCGAUUGUUGUUGUCUCCUCGGUGAGAAAAACUUUGCCUUGGAAUUUGAACCAAUGUGAAGGGAUCCCACUCAGGGGGGACUGCCUCCGGAAUGGGAAAUGCAUAUGGGUGACGGGUAAGAGGCGAAGGAAUGACCCCCUUAGAGGGAAUUCUCAAGAAAUAUUAUUCUAUCCGGGCCAACGGUCUGCCAUUUUAGACACACAAAUGAGAAGUGAACGGAAGGGGUUCAUCCUGAGUGAAAUUCCUCCCGCGGGGGAUCACUGCAAAUCUGAUGCCACUUCUGAGUGGUACCAUUUCUUCUCCAAAGAAGUAAAAUUAGCUUGGAAAAUCGGGGCGCUCUUCCUAAUCACACUCACUCUCUAUUUCCUGCUAAGGGUAGAGGGUAUGUGUUUAACUCAAUUCCUGCAGUAUAUAUUCUUCCUCUUCUUCCUUGUAGCGCUUUGUCAAAUAUUUGUUCUUUCCUACGAAUUGAAGUCAAACAAGUGGGUUUCCAUCAAUGGAGAGGGGACCCACCCUAAAGAUGGGCAUACCAAUGGCAGUAUCUUUUUCAACACGGACUAUUUCCUUUACCUAAACUUCGAAGUAGUGGCAAAAGUAUGUACCCUCGUAUUGGUGUCUCUAAAUUGCAGUACAGGAAUUAACUACCUGUUUUCGUCCUAUAGUAAUAUCGGGGAUAACCUUUUUGUGUCUGCGUGGUAUGUCGUGUUGGGCUCCUUCAUCGGGAUGGUUAUACACAUUGUACAUUACUACGUGUGUGUAGAACUGCUGAGUAGUGUUCCCACUGGGAGAAGAACCCUGGAGAUAAUGAUACCACAAACGUAUGAUGGAUCACCUGAGGGGAUUUGCUCUCUUUACGAUUUGUUUUCCAAAAAAGGAGACCCAAUUAACAAUUUCCUCGUUUAUAUGGCUUCCUUAUCAAGAGUGAACUUCCAAAAUAUGAUGAGCUUCACCUAUUUCUUGUGUUCUUUGCUAGCUCUGCUCACAUCCUCUGCUCUCCAUUUGAAGGGGCUAAUAAUGGUGCUAAAGGAAAGUAGAAAGUUUAAAGGCAUCAAAAAGAAGGUUAUCACCCUGUUUGUAAUUCUGGGGUAUUGCCUUUUGGGGCUCUUUUAUUUGUCUCCUUUUGGACACAACACAAAUUUGGUUAUGAAAUACGCCACUGCCAAUUUGAAUGUCAGACUGAGGGAGAAGUUCUACUUGCUCUACGUCCUUAACGUGGACAUUUUGCGGACAAGGUUCAACAAAAUUCUGUAUGGAAGAAGGAGGACUUACGAUUUGGAAAAAAAGGAAGAAUCUCCCUUUGGACUUCUCCUCUUCCAUAAGCUCACAAUUCAUUGGUGUCUCUUAACGAAGUUUUUCAUCCCCCAGAUUUUACUCACCAUCGUCUUGAGCAACGUCCUGUACAAUGUACAUAUUUGUCUCGACAGGAGGACCACCGUUGUGGGAGUCCACUCCUCUAAUCAGUACGGGCGCUUCGCACAGGACGAAUCAGCUGCCCAUUCAUACCUACGAACCGCCUCAAAUGGUAAAGAUGGAUUUGCCAAUUUGGAUGCCUUUUCAAGCGGAGCCUCAAUGGGGGAGGGGAGAACCCCCAAAGGGGGAAUCACCUUCGAUGAGACAUACCAAAAUGUAUUCACAAACAUGGCACGAAAGGGAGCAACACAGAAUAGGGAGGACACAAAAUUGGAGAGCUGUUUUGGCGCCUGUGCACACCUGACUGCUACGAUAGCAGCAAUAUUACUCAUCCUCCUCAUUUCGCUCCUCACCUUUGUAAGGCCAAACAAAAUGAACUGCCUUGCGUGUGCCCCCACCAACACCUGGAUCAUUAGUGACGUGGACUUUAAGCGAAUGAACCCCGCCAACUAUGCCUACACAAGGCGAAUACACUUUUUUGAAGAAAUUUUCCCCAUCGAGAGAAUUAUGCCUGCCUAUGUCUGGACGCACAUAAAGAGAGAGAUAGAGAGGGGCAAACCAGUUACAUCAUUACACCGGGAUGACCAAACAGACGAAACGAUACAUGACAAGAGCUUUUCUUACUUAAACAGAAGUGACUUUGAAAAUUAUAUCUUCAGUUUAAUCGAUCGGGGAUUCAAAUUGAGCGACUUUUCAGGCAUAAAAGGGCAGCACUAUCACUAG
This is a messenger RNA of Plasmodium inui San Antonio 1, 3873 nucleotides long. RefSeq lists its product as hypothetical. Gene Ontology annotation, cellular component: membrane. Gene Ontology annotation, biological process: sodium ion transmembrane transport. The record is from RefSeq and is a predicted model, not a curated record. Bases 1 to 3873 code for a protein of 1290 amino acids. The transcript has 2 exons. Lineage: Eukaryota; Apicomplexa; Aconoidasida; Haemosporida; Plasmodiidae.